AUGGUUAUGUCGACGAUUCGACAACCUCCACAGCUAUAUGUUCGGUUAAGUCGGUUCCUGCGUUUACUCAUUUCACUAUAACUACUCGGACACAUGAAUUGUUACAACGUUAUGAAAAUGCACUUCAAAGUAUCAAUUUUGAUCUCUUUCCUGAAUUUAAUGUUGGAACCGCUGGGUUAUCGCGUGACGAUUUCAUUGAAAUGAAAGAAUCAUUGUAUAGUCUUUGUGAAGCGUAUGAUGACGAUCAACAUACUCCUUAA
Molecule: messenger RNA, 260 nt
Organism: Acaulospora morrowiae
Lineage: Eukaryota; Fungi; Glomeromycota; Glomeromycetes; Diversisporales; Acaulosporaceae
Source: the annotation of a GenBank genome assembly